Molecule: messenger RNA, 1359 nt
Organism: Strongyloides ratti
Lineage: Eukaryota; Metazoa; Nematoda; Chromadorea; Rhabditida; Strongyloididae
Product: Transcription factor, MADS-box domain-containing protein
Exons: 3
Coding region: 1-1359 (452 amino acids)
Biological process (GO): positive regulation of transcription by RNA polymerase II; cell differentiation
Molecular function (GO): DNA-binding transcription factor activity, RNA polymerase II-specific; protein dimerization activity; RNA polymerase II cis-regulatory region sequence-specific DNA binding
Source: RefSeq, a predicted model, not a curated record
AUGGGUAGAAAAAAGAUACAAAUUACAAGAAUUCAAGAUGAAAGAAAUCGCCAGGUUACAUUUACGAAACGUAAAUUCGGAUUAAUGAAAAAAGCCUAUGAACUUUCUGUUCUUUGUGAUUGUGAAAUAGCAUUAAUAAUUUUUAAUUCAAGUAAUAAAUUAUUUCAAUACGCAUCAACAGACAUGGAUAAAGUUCUUUUAAAAUAUACAGAGUACAAUGAACCACAUGAAUCUCGGACAAAUAAUGAUAUUAUGGAUGCACUACAUAGAAAGGAAGGAAAAGGUGGAAUGGGGAUUGAUUCUGAUGAUGAAUCUCCAGGACCUUCUACUCCUAUUAAUUAUUCAUCAAAUAAUAAUUCAAAUAAUGAUUCUAGAGCACACUCAACAUCAAAUGUUUCCCCUCAAGGAAAUUUGACACAAUCUCAACAACAAACCAUUAAUACAAUUGGUUCGCAGCAGUCUCAACUUUCACAAAUAAAUGGAGUACAAAAUACAAAUAAUACAAAUAGAUUACAAAGUAUGUUAGGAUUUAAUGAAGUUAAUAAUCUUCAACAUUUUUUAACACCAAACAAUUUUUUAAAUCAAACAUUUAUGGGAACACAUAAUUAUGAAGGUGAAAAAAGUAUUUUUUCUUUAGCAAAUCAAAUGCCGUCAACUAGUGGUAUUACUGGUUUUCAAACGGCAACAAUUCCUUUUAUGAAUUCUACUAAUGAUUUACAACAAUCACAAACAUCAUCUAUUCACCCACAACAACAAUCUCAACAUAUAAAUACAAAUUUAAAUAAUUCAUCACACAUAAUCCCUUCAUCGUCACCUAUUCCAGUACCAAGACCUCCAUCUCAACAACCAAUAGUGAAUAAUCAAAUGCAAUCAAGUUUGAUGUCAUUAAAUCACCAAAUAAAUGCAUCUUCUCUUAAUACUAGUGGUCGACCUCCAUCAGCAUCUUCAUCUACUAAUUGUCAUUCCAAUCAACAACAACAACAUCAUCCUCAUCUAAACAAUAAUACUAACGGAAAUAUGAUACAUCCUCUUAAUAAUACAAAUCAAUCUACAACAUCAUCUACCAUAAAUUUAGGAUUAAAUCAAGCACAAAUAUCUUCUCAACAACAUUUAUUUCAAAAUCUUCAACCCAUAAAUAAGAAUAAUGCUAAUGUUAUGAUGGCUGCAGCAUUAGCAUGGAGUGACAAUAGAGAAAGAAAUAAUGAUGGUAAAUUAUUAUUUAAUAAACAACAACAUAACAAUGAUUCUGAAUCACCACCAGAAAAACAGAGACGCCUCUCUGGUUGGGGUGAUCAAAGUCAAAAUUUAAUGAAUGGUAUUAAUAUAAAGGAGGAACUUAUACAAGAAAAUGGUUACUAA